Messenger RNA from Plasmopara halstedii, 162 nucleotides. RefSeq lists its product as uncharacterized. Bases 1 to 162 code for a protein of 53 amino acids. The transcript is spliced from 2 exons. Lineage: Eukaryota; Oomycota; Peronosporomycetes; Peronosporales; Peronosporaceae. The record is from RefSeq and is a predicted model, not a curated record.
AUGAUAAGCAUACAUUUAUAUCUUGCUCGACUUCAAGUCAACAUAGCUGCCCGCGUCGACACCAGAGAGCUUAAAGCCCAACAUGAGGAUGAGUGCGUACUUGUUGCUGAGAUCCCACAACCGGAUCCGGCAGCAAAUUACACACGAACAGAUGUAUUGUAA